GGUACGAUGACUACAUGUUAUUAUGAGGCGUACGGUAGUGUCCAGUCUCCCGCCACCUCUAUCACCCUCACCUGAAGUUCACAGUAGAGAACAGUCUUUGGGAACGUGUCAACAUGGAUGGUAUUACCGCUCGUAGGAAGGCUAAAGUAGCUGCACAUGAAGCCAUUAAGAAACAGGCUGACGUAACUGGUGAGAGAGAGGCGUACCAGUUACAUGGUGUUGCCCGGAGGAAAACUGUACUGGAAGUACAGGAGGCUGGUACAGAAAUGAUUACACGUAAAGCAAACGUGUUGUUGGAUGCUGAAGUCCUUGAGAGUACAUUAGGUAUGCUCAAAUGUGAUGAUUGUAACGGUAGUGUGAAGGUUUUAGUGAAACCCGUGUGUGUUGAUACGGUGGUGUCAGUGACAUGUGUGGAUUGUAACAAGAUUGUGCUUGAAAUAAAACCCAAAUUAAUGAAUGUGAACAAAACUGAAAAGGAAAAAGACAUAUAUGAAAAUAAUCUAAGUUUAGUAUUAACAUUGGCAAGUCGUGACGUUAGUUAUAGAGAAUUCUUUGAUGCAGCUGAGAGUAUGAAAAUAAGAGGUCUGUCAUACAAGUCAUGGCUCAAACAUUUAAGGUAUAUUCAUAAUGCCUUACUCAAGAAGUGUGAUGUUAUGUUCCUUAAAGCUAGAAGUGCUGUUCAGAUGAUAUAUGGAGAGAUAGGUCGACAUCCAGAUACUGAUGGUAUUUUAAACAUUGAUGUGAGUUAUGAAAGUGCUUGGCUUGAUCAGGGACCUGAGAGAUACUAUGGCGUGGGCGUUGUUAUUGAACUUUACACUGGUAUUGUGUUGGACUGGGAAUUUGUGUCAAGUUACUGCCACGAGUGUAAAGAGAAGAAAGAAGACGAGGUGCAGGGAAGCUAUGAUGAAUGGAAGAGGAGUCAUGAACGUAACUGCAAUAUGAAUUACAAGGGUGAUAGUGACGGUAGGGAAGAAGCAGUUGUCCAGAGGAUGUGUUCAAGAUCUGUAGAGAGAUACCAAGUUAGGUAUGUUGUGUUUAUCACAGAAAGAGACUCUAACGCUUGUGACAAAAUAAUGCAAAUGAACAAUGGACAGGGCCCGUAUGGUGCUAAACAUGCUGUUGUCAAAGAGGAGAGUGUAAGUCAUUUGAGGAAGGAACUGGGUGCAGCUCUGUAUAAGGUAAGGGAUGAAAUGAUUAAAAUGAAAUGCCCAGAGCUGACUAAAGAAGUUAUUGGGAAUAUUCAGUCCCAUUGUGAAAUGUCGGUGAGACAAAACUUAGGAAAAUCACGAAAAGAUAUGAAGAGAGCCAUUUUUUCCUCAUACUUUCACUGCACGGCCGUAGAUGACACACCUGAUCGACACCAGUUUUGCCCGCAAGGCCCAGACUCACUGUGUUUUUGGCAGAAGGCGCGUGCAAGGAAUCAGACCCCACCACCACAUAGAGAGGCAAACAUGUUCACUAACUUCUUUGACCUUACUGAUGAAAUUAAGGACAAAAUAACUCAUAUCUAUGGGAGGCUCGCCGAUGAUGAUUAUCUAAUCCAUUGUCGCUUAGUAAAUACACUGACUAGCAAUAAGACUCUCCUUGGUUGGGUUUGGCACAGAUGUGGAAGAGAAAGAUACAGGAGAUUAGAAAUGUUGCAAUUUGCAACAGCACUGACCUGUCUUGAGUGGAAUAUGGGCUAUACAGAAGGGGGCCUACAUAAGGAGCUGGGGUUGAAGUACACACCGCACACAGCAAGAAUGAAGGAAGUCAUGGAGAGAUCCAGUGUAACAAGAUAUCAGAAGAAGAAAUGCAUACAAAAAGAGACUUUGUUGUCCAGUGAUGAGCUACAGACCGACGAUGCUUCUUCUAAAAGUGAGGCAACCAUG
Homarus americanus (American lobster) is the source of this 1871-nucleotide messenger RNA. RefSeq lists its product as uncharacterized. Lineage: Eukaryota; Metazoa; Arthropoda; Malacostraca; Decapoda; Nephropidae. The record is from RefSeq and is a predicted model, not a curated record.